Molecule: messenger RNA, 864 nt
Organism: Phialemonium atrogriseum
Lineage: Eukaryota; Fungi; Ascomycota; Sordariomycetes; Cephalothecales; Cephalothecaceae
Product: beta-1,3-glucanosyltransferase
Exons: 1
Coding region: 128-673 (181 amino acids)
Source: RefSeq, a predicted model, not a curated record
GCGUUUUGUUAACAUCCACAGAGCAUAUUCCCUCGACUUAUCUUCAAGUUACCAUAACAAAACAAGCCAACAUCACAUCUCAACAUCUACAACUCCUUUUCCCACUCACUCACCUCCUCACCACAACAUGCGGACCUCCAAGACACUUCUCUGCACCCUAGCCCUCAGCUGCCAGGCAUCUGCUGGUCCUAUCAAGGCCAGGGAGUGUCUGUUUCCCGAGCCCUCCACCCAGAUCUGCUACGCCGCCCCAGAUGCCACACCGCAGAACCUGAACCCGCUGGAGGUGGACUUUGUCGCCCGGUACCUGCGCAGCUACCAGGCGCAGAACGUCAAGGACGGACUCUCGCCGUUCUGGAAGAUGCCUCUCCCGGAUGCGGACAACUGCGGCGAGUGGCAGGUCACCGUCAAGGGCGGCACCUGGGUGCUGGCCAAGCUCGUCGGAAGCAAUGCCGCCGCCGUCACCUUCAACGACAUCGCAAACACCAUCGAUGGUGGCACCGGCGCGUCGGCAGAGCAACAGGAGGCGUCCCUCUUCAACUGUGGCACUGAUGGUGGCCAGCAGGGCGUCAUCGUCAACGGCACGGAUCCUCUAUACGAGAGUGACGAGUUUGUCAAUGGAGGGUUCACCAACGAUGGUAUCAUCAUCAAGCUUGUCCACGCCCCAGCAGCUUAGAGGCUAUUAGGGAGCGGAGCGCCGGAUGUCAGGCCUCUAGGGAGAACAUGAUGUUAUCGGUUAGGAAGGGACAGACUAGGAAGGGACAGACUAGGAAGGGGGAGACUGCUUGAGGAGAUGGUUCAUUCAGCCCGUCCGUCUUAGAUAGUUGUCGGUAGCCAAGGGGUAGACGACUUACUGAAUAAUCAGAG